CAAAUGUUUCAGAUAAUUUGGAGGAUCGAAUACGUGAAUUUAAGAUUCGGAAAUUUGAUCUUAAUCGGGAAGCUUUAAAUUUGCAAUCAGAAGCAAAGUAUGCACAAGCAGAAUGUGUAGCCUUAGGUGGCUCUUUUGGUGUAUUUGUUGGCAUUAUUGCUGGAGUUGGUGUAGGCUCUUAUAUGGUUCCAUUUGACGGUGGUGUGGUGUUUUUGUCGACUGUUCUUGCGAGUAUGUGUGCUGGCUCUAUGUUCGGUCAAAUAUUAGAAGAAAAGAUUAAUAAGUCUGCUCAAAAUAAAACCAGAAAAGCUGAUGAAAUUUAUGAAAAAGUCGAAUACGUUAGCAAGAUCGUUGAAGAUGUUGAGACAUUUAAAUCAAGUGUUCAGAAAUUCGAAAAAUUUUGGACAGGACAUGUUGAACAUCUUACCAGUGUACAACAAAUAAUUGAAAAUUCAUCAAAAGGUGAUAUUGAUUUGAAACCUAUUAAUAUUCAAACCAUUUUUAAUGAUUGGAAUAGGGCCAAAAAUUCUUUGUAUAACUAUGGAAUUAGUGCAGAGGAUUUUCGAAUUUGGCCUUAA
Molecule: messenger RNA, 578 nt
Organism: Dentiscutata heterogama
Lineage: Eukaryota; Fungi; Glomeromycota; Glomeromycetes; Diversisporales; Gigasporaceae
Source: the annotation of a GenBank genome assembly